AUGCGAUCGAAGUUUAAAAAUUUCUUGGCAAAACAGAGUGAUAAAGAUACUGCUUCGGAAAAUGCUGAACUUAAAGCUGAAAUAGCAGAAUUAAGGCAUGGUAUUGUGGAAAUCAAAAAGAAAGAUCAAAGCGUUACUAAUAUUUCUGCAUUUGAUAUAACUAAUAACACUUUAAAUCCUGGCGUUAGCCUAUCUUCGAUUGAUCUAUGCCAGGACACGAAGACUCAGCAGGAAGCUGACGAAAGCCAAUGUAUCACAUCACCAAUUCGCACAGAGGCUAAAUCAUCAGAGGACACGGAGAUUGAAUUUCUGGAACGAGUACAUAAAGAAACUGUUAGCAAUGAGAUCAGGCGAAGAAAGCAUGAGGAGAAGCUUCAACAAGAAACAGUUAUCCGGUGCCUAUCAAAUAGUACAAAAGCCAUUCUCUCUAAAAAUGAUCAAGGUACAAAUUUAUCAUGUGAUGUAAAAACCGUUCCCUUGGGGAACGAUCAAAAAUCAAACAGAAAUUUCUGA
This is a messenger RNA of Acaulospora morrowiae, 513 nucleotides long. The record is from the annotation of a GenBank genome assembly. NCBI's taxonomy places the organism in Eukaryota, Fungi, Glomeromycota, Glomeromycetes, Diversisporales, Acaulosporaceae.